This is a messenger RNA of Mucor mucedo, 1377 nucleotides long. RefSeq lists its product as uncharacterized. Lineage: Eukaryota; Fungi; Mucoromycota; Mucoromycetes; Mucorales; Mucoraceae. The coding region runs from base 39 to 1298 and encodes 419 amino acids. The transcript has a single exon. Gene Ontology annotation, biological process: GMP biosynthetic process. Gene Ontology annotation, molecular function: ATP binding; GMP synthase (glutamine-hydrolyzing) activity; GMP synthase activity. The record is from RefSeq and is a predicted model, not a curated record. Gene Ontology annotation, cellular component: cytosol.
AGGUUGAAGCCUGUGAACAUCGUGAAUAUGGUUAUGCCAUGUUAGAUAUCCAUCGUUUCCCCGAUCAUCCCUUUGCCGACAAAUUGUUGCAAGGUAUUCAAGGUCCGGCUGAAGUCUGGAUGUCUCAUGGCGAUCAAGUUACUGGCGCCGCCGAGAACUUUUUGGUGAUAGGCACUACUGGUACUGCACCCUUUGCCGCUGUUGCUCACAAGGAUAAGCCGUUUUUUGGUAUUCAACUCCACCCGGAAUUAACUCACACUGCUUGCGGUAAGGAUGUAUUACGUAACUUUGUUACAAAUAUCUGUCAAGCCUCUCCUUCUUGGACCAUGGAAUCGUUUGUAGAAAAAGAAAUUGCCCGUAUCCAGCAAAUUGUCGGUCCUACAGGUCGUGUUAUUGGUGCUGUCUCUGGUGGUGUUGAUUCGACUGUGGCAGCUAAACUAAUGCAUGAGGCUAUUGGUGAUCGUUUCCAUGCCAUCCUUGUGGAUAAUGGUGUUAUGCGUUUAGAUGAAUGUGCUAAUGUCAAGAAAAUGUUGGUGGAUAAAAUGGGUAUCAAUCUUAAAAUCGCUGAUGCCUCUGAUUUAUUCCUGGAUCGUCUUGCCGGUGUUACUGAUCCCGAGAAGAAGCGUAAGAUUAUUGGUAACACAUUUAUUGAGGUUUUUGAAGCUGAGGCAGCUAUUGUUGACAAGGAAUGUGGCGGAGAAAUCGAGUACUUGUUGCAAGGAACUCUAUAUCCUGAUGUGAUUGAAUCCAUCUCUUUCAAGGGCCCUUCUGCUACCAUCAAGACUCAUCACAAUGUUGGCGGACUUUUGGAGGAUAUGAAGCUUAAAUUGAUUGAGCCUCUUCGUGAACUAUUCAAGGAUGAGGUGCGUGAAUUGGGAAGAAUCUUGGGUCUCGAUGAUGAGUUAGUUUGGCGUCACCCUUUUCCCGGACCAGGUAUCGCUAUUCGUGUCCUUGGUGAAGUGACGCGUGAACAAGUGCAAAUUGCUCGUUUGGCUGAUCAUAUCUAUAUCGAAGAAAUCAAGAAGGGAGGUUAUUAUCGCCAAAUAUCUCAAGCUUAUGCCGCUUUAUUACCAAUUAAGGCUGUAGGUGUUAUGGGAGAUAAGCGUACUUACGAACAAGUUAUUGCAUUGAGAGCUGUUGAAACUACCGAUUUCAUGUCUGCUGAUGUUAUGAUUGGAGCAGAAUGGUUCUUGACCCUGAAGCGUAUUUCGUCUAGAAUCAUUAAUGAAGUCAAGGGAGUCAAUCGUGUUGUAUAUGAUAUUAGUUCUAAACCUCCUGCUACCAUUGAAUGGGAGUAAAAAAAAAAAAAAUUUAUAAAAUAGAAAAUAAAAUAUAUAGAAAAACAACAAAUUAAGUUAAGUUUUAUUGAUGCAGGAA